CAAUCGGCAGGGCGCAGCGGAUUCCAGUGUUGCUCGGUUGCUCCACGCGGCGCCUCGCCUCGCCUCUGCGUCAUCCAUGGCGGCCGCAGGCGACGACCUGGACCUCCUACUCUCCCUGGACGCGGACGGCAGCGAGGCCGUCCUCGAGACCCCUCCCUCCUCCCCGCGCCGCGCCGCCGCCCCGCCCGACGCGGCUGCCGCCGCCUUCACCCCUCCGAGGCCCGUGCGCCCCGGAGGCACCGACAUGUCCGUGUUCCGCGACGCCGUCAAGGAUUACCUCGAUGCCGCCCCCGCCUCUGUUCCCAAGGGGAAGAAGCCCCCCAAAUCCACCGAGACCAUCGUCGACGCCUCCUCCGGGCUCCGCAUCAGGAACCUGACGGCCUCGCCGCUCGAGAUCACCAACCGCUUCGCCGACAUCCGAUUCGUCCGCAUCUCCGCCAUCAAGAACUUGGCCGGAGGCGACAGCUUCUCCGGCUGCUGGGCGACGGCGGGGGUGGUGCUCGACAAGGGCGCGCCGCGGGUGAGCGCGCAGGGGAAGGAGUACAGCAUCUGGAAGAUGGGCGCGCUCGACGACUCCGAGGUGUCGGUGUUCCUCUUCGGGGACGCCCACGCCCACCACUCCGGCGCCGCCGUCGGCGCGGUGUUCGCGCUGUUCAACGGCAAUGUCCGCAUGGACAAUGGGGGGAGAGGGUUCUCCGUGAGCGUGGCCUCCGUGGGGCAGAUGAUGAAGAUGGGAGUCUCUGCGGAUUUUGGGAUCUGCAAGGGGAAGAGGAAAGAUGGGAUGGGCUGCACCAUGGCCAUUAACAAGCGUAAAGGAUCAUACUGCAAAUUUCAUUCAUCGAAAACCUCACAGAAGUACUCUACUGGAAGAGUAGAGCUUAAGGGUGGAAACUUCAAAUUUGCUUCCAAACUUCGUUCAGAAGGGAUUUACAUGGUCAAUCCUCCCCCAGAACGAUCCAAUUCAAGAAAUCCAUUGCAACCAGUAAAAGUGAUGUCAAUAGACGGGCUAAAAAGAGCUUUGAGUAAUGCAGAUCGAGUGACUACUAAGAACCAGUCUCAGGGUAUAAGAUUCCUUUCCCAUGUGACAGGUAAUGUGGAAUCAAAUUUGUCCAGCAAUGGUUCCACCAAUCCACAGACAUCGAGUUCCAUCUCAAACAAAAGACCUGCAUCUUGUAGCACCAAAGUAAUACCCAAACCUGGAUUGCAUAAGCAAGAGCAAGAUACCAAGAAAAUGAAGAUGGCUUGCUCUCCAAAGAAAACAAUUGAGCUUGACGUUGUAAGCUCAGACGAUGAGAUCAGUAUAGUGCUGAGACGCUGAUAGCCUAGUUUCAUUGUCGAACGAUAUACAGUGGAUUCCACUGGUUGUACAUUGUACUCAAGCAACGAGUUACAUUGUCGAGUGAUAUACAGUGGAUUACACUAGCUGUA
Molecule: messenger RNA, 1428 nt
Organism: Oryza brachyantha (malo sina)
Lineage: Eukaryota; Viridiplantae; Streptophyta; Magnoliopsida; Poales; Poaceae
Product: protein MCM10 homolog
Exons: 9
Coding region: 77-1318 (413 amino acids)
Biological process (GO): DNA replication; DNA replication initiation
Cellular component (GO): replication fork protection complex; nucleus
Molecular function (GO): DNA replication origin binding; single-stranded DNA binding
Source: RefSeq, a predicted model, not a curated record